AUGCAUGUCAUGCUACUCUUUUGCUGGAUCCUGCUCUUGUUUAUGCCUGGUCCAGGUUUUACAGCACCUACAUUUAUUCCGGUGGAAGAGAGCACUACUUCACCAGAACCUCAGGUUGACUUGAAGCUGGCCACAGACUACCUUCAGCAGUACUACAACCUGGAAAAAGAUCCUUUGGGGCGCAUGGAGCGAAGCAAGUCCUCCUUUAUCUCCAAAGUGAAAGACAUGCAGAUGUUCUUUGGGCUCAAUGCAACAGGUGUGCUUGACUCUGAGACCCUGGAGGUAAUGAGAAGCCCCCGAUGUGGAGUAACAGAUGUGGAGGAGUACCGUCACAUCCAGGGGACACGCUGGAAUAAGAAUGUCAUCACAUACAGCAUCAGUAGAUACACCAGAGAUUUGCCUCGCAGCACUGUGGACUCUCUGAUUGGGUUAGCCUUCAGUGUCUGGGCCAAAGCCAGCAGCCUGACAUUCAUCAGGUCAAACACCCACAACGCCGACAUCAUGGUAGAGUUUGUGACCAAUGCACACGGUGACUUGUAUCCGUUUGAUGGUCCCAGUGGUACACUGGCUCACGCUUUUGGUCCAGGGAUUGGCACUGGAGGAGACACACACUUUGAUGAUGAUGAGCAAUGGACAGGAGGAGAAACAGGUUUUAAUUUGUUUGUCGUAGCAGCUCAUGAGUUUGGUCACGCUUUAGGUCUCAAGCACUCCAAAAACCCAGAGUCACUGAUGUAUCCUACGUACAAAACCUCUUGUACUGACAACCUGCUUUCCAGAGAAGAUGUAAUCAAUAUCAAUGCACUUUACAGUCCUCUCAGGGUUCAUCCAAAUUAUGCUUUGAGGAGCUUACAGACCCCCUUGCUGUUGGGACAACCGUUCCCCAGACUCAUGCACAACAAAUGUGCUCCAGACCUCACCUUUGAUGCCGUGUCAACUCUUGGGGAUGCUACCUUCUUUUUCAGAGGCAGUUAUCUUUGGAUUAAGCAUAACGUACAGUCGGACAUCAAAGAAGGUCCUAUCACCAACUUUAUGCCGAAGAUUGAAACGAGUAUCGAUGCUGCUUUCUGGGUACCUCGCAGAGCCACUGCUUACCUCAUCCAUGAAUCCAUAUUCUGGACAGUGAAAGGUUCCCUUGUGAAAGGAAAGCCCAGAGCACUCACUCACUUUGGAUUUCCACCCUGGGUCCAAGAUGUUGAUGCAGCAGUGCACAUCAGCAAAAUGGGACGCACCCUCUUCUUCAUGCAUGACAUUUACUGGAGUUACAAUCAAAACCGAAGAGUCAUGGAUUUCGGUUACCCAAGGUACAUCAGUGAGGACUUUCCCGGAGUCAACACUACAAUAAAUGCAGCUUUCCAUAAAGAGGAUUUCAUCUACUUUUUUGUGGGCCCACAAGUCUACAAAUUCGACUAUAUCCACAAGCAUAUUGUUGGAGUUGAAACAGCAAAUUCCUGGCUUGGCUGUUGAAAAUGCUGUAAUAUUUCCUAAAAAAGACCUUGAGCACAACAUGAAGGGAAACAUGCUGUAUGUCUCAGUCUUAGUUGGAAUUGAUUAAAUAAGACUCAUGACUGAUCCAACAACCGAAUUUGGUAAUACGUGUUUGUGGUCACUGAAUAUGGAAAAUAAAAUGUUCUGAGCAG
Melanotaenia boesemani (Boeseman's rainbowfish) is the source of this 1637-nucleotide messenger RNA. RefSeq names its product matrix metallopeptidase 20b (enamelysin) (gene mmp20b). Gene Ontology annotation, molecular function: metalloendopeptidase activity; zinc ion binding. The record is from RefSeq and is a predicted model, not a curated record. Lineage: Eukaryota; Metazoa; Chordata; Actinopteri; Atheriniformes; Melanotaeniidae. Gene Ontology annotation, biological process: extracellular matrix organization; collagen catabolic process; proteolysis. The coding region runs from base 1 to 1464 and encodes 487 amino acids. Gene Ontology annotation, cellular component: extracellular matrix. The transcript is spliced from 10 exons.